UGAGGGGGUAGGGGGGGGCCUUUACUGCUCUCUCGCCCCCGCCCCCGGGAUCGAGAACUCUGUUGGCGUGGAAAAUAACUAACGGGCGCUGGAGGGGGAUGGGCGGGCCCUGCAGAGCACGUGGGAGGGUCUCCAGUGUCACCUACUUCCUGCCGCACACACGCGAGGGGACCCUGGGUGGGCAAAAACGUGGUUUCCCGGACUGGGUUGAAGGGGAGAAAGGGAGAGGUCGGGCUUGGGGGGCUGCCUCCCGCGGCUCAGCAGUUCCUCUGACCAUCCGAGGACCAUGCGGCCAACGGGUCAUCACGUCGCGCAUCGUGGGUGGAGAGGACGCCGAACUCGGGCGUUGGCCGUGGCAGGGGAGCCUGCGCCUGUGGGAUUCCCACGUGUGCGGAGCGAGCCUGCUCAGCCACCGCUGGGCACUCACGGCGGCGCACUGCUUUGAAAUUGACCUUAGUGAUCCCUCCGGGUGGAUGGUCCAGUUUGGCCAGCUGACUUCCAUGCCAUCCUUCUGGAGCCUGCAGGCCUACUACACCCGUUACUUCGUGUCGAAUAUCUAUCUGAGCCCUCACUACCUGGGGAAUUCACCCUAUGACAUUGCCUUGGUGAAGCUGUCUGCACCUGUCACCUACAGUAAAUACAUCCAGCCCAUCUGUCUCCAGGCCUCCACAUUUGAGUUUGAGAACCGGACAGACUGCUGGGUGACUGGCUGGGGGUACAUCAAAGAGGAUGAGGCACUGCCAUCUCCCCACACCCUCCAGGAAGUUCAGGUUGCCAUCAUAAACAACUCUAUGUGCAACCACCUCUUCCUCAAGUACAGUUUCCGCAAGGACAUCUUUGGAGACAUGGUUUGUGCUGGCAAUGCCCAAGGCGGGAAGGAUGCCUGCUUCGGUGACUCAGGUGGACCCUUGGCCUGUAACAAGAAUGGACUGUGGUAUCAGAUUGGAGUCGUGAGCUGGGGAGUGGGCUGUGGUCGGCCCAAUCGGCCCGGUGUCUACACCAAUAUCAGCCACCACUUUGAGUGGAUCCAGAAGCUGAUGGCCCAGAGUGGCAUGUCCCAGCCAGACCCCUCCUGGCCGCUACUCUUAUUCCCUCUUCUCUGGGCUCUCCCACUCCUGGGGCCGGUCUGAGCCUACCUGAGCCCAUGCAGCCUGGGGCCACUGCCAAGUCAGGCCCUGGUUCUCUUCUGUCUUGUUUGGUAAUAAACACAUUCCAGUUGAUGCCUUGCAGGGCAUUCUUCAAAA
This is a messenger RNA of Gorilla gorilla gorilla (western lowland gorilla), 1244 nucleotides long. RefSeq names its product serine protease 21 (gene PRSS21). NCBI's taxonomy places the organism in Eukaryota, Metazoa, Chordata, Mammalia, Primates, Hominidae. The coding region runs from base 99 to 1130 and encodes 343 amino acids. Gene Ontology annotation, molecular function: serine-type endopeptidase activity. The transcript has 4 exons. The record is from RefSeq and is a predicted model, not a curated record. Gene Ontology annotation, biological process: proteolysis.